Molecule: messenger RNA, 685 nt
Organism: Nymphaea colorata (pocket water lily)
Lineage: Eukaryota; Viridiplantae; Streptophyta; Magnoliopsida; Nymphaeales; Nymphaeaceae
Product: cypmaclein-like
Exons: 3
Coding region: 154-471 (105 amino acids)
Source: RefSeq, a predicted model, not a curated record
GUUAAUUUGUUGGAUCAGCAUUGCUCAGAAUGAGCCUUUUGCCUUCCCCUAAACGAGCUUCUGCCGUGGAUGACUCGUCCUCCAACUCUAUAAAUACUGUGAUGCUGCUAUAGACGUUCAUCAUCGGCUCUCUUUCUCCCUUUCUCUCUGAUCAUGGCUGCCAUUAAGCCAGUAGUGGUGUUCGCGGCUCUUGCCUUUCUGGUGUUCCAUCUUGUUGAGGGCAGACUCGCAUCUGAGUUGCAAUUGGCAGAAGUCAGGGGACAUGAAAGAUCACUCCUCCAAACUAUAGACUGCGCAGAGGCUUGCAGUGUGAGGUGUUCAAAGGCAUCGAGGCAGAAAAGGUGCGAGUUCGAGUGCGGGAGCUGCUGCAAGAGAUGCAACUGCGUCCCUCCCGGCACCUACGGCAACAAGGAGGCCUGCCCUUGCUAUGCUAGCAUCACCACUCACGGUGGAAAGCCCAAAUGCCCCUGAAGACUUGAAUACUUUGCGAGACGUUACAUAUGGAAUUGUUAUUUGCAUCUUCUUCCCUUGGCUUGUUUGUCCAGCUCUGUUUCUAAUGAUCUACAGUAAGAUAAUGUAUUAGCAGGAACUCCUGCUUCCAAGUCUUUUUGUUCGUAUGAUAAAUAAAGGUUGCAGAUCUUGCUCAAAACAUACAGUAUGAAAAUCUAUGCCAAUGAUGAGAACC